Messenger RNA from Owenia fusiformis, 1380 nucleotides. Lineage: Eukaryota; Metazoa; Annelida; Polychaeta; Sabellida; Oweniidae. The record is from the annotation of a GenBank genome assembly.
AUGUACAUGCUACUUAACUAUAUUAUUCAGAAUGAUGUCACAUCACAAUCUGCAGAUGGGAUUCAUACAGAAAAUACAACUAACCAACCAAACUAUGAUGCUAGAACUGAAGCACAAGGUAUAUUUACCAAUCUUUCUAUCUGUCUGGUCGAUGGUACAAAUCGUUUGAAUUGUGGUCCCCCAGGAAUAGCAGAAGAAGAAUGUUUGAACAGUUACUGCUGCUUUGAUACAAAAGUAUAUGGUGUACCAUGGUGUUUUCAACCCAGCAAUUACACAGAUAUGAUUUCAUCUAUAGCUACAACCACAACAGAAUCAGCUAGGAAAACAACAGACCAAACUACAGGACCAACCACUGCCAUACAUGAAACAACCACAUGUGCUCCUGAAACAACUGCUACUAAUGGAAUAGAAUAUUCAGAGAGGACAACAUUCGAAAUACCAACUACAGCUAGGAAAACAACAGACCAAACUACAGAACCAACCACUGCCAUACAUGAAACAACCACAUGUGCUCCUGAAACAACUGCUACUAAUGGAAUAGAAUAUUCAGAGAGGACAACAUUCGAAAUACCAACUACAGCUAGGAAAACAACAGACCAAACUACAGGACCAACCACUGCCAUACAUAAAACAACCACAUAUGCUCCUGAAACAACUGCUACUAAUGGAAUGGAAUAUUCAGAGAGGACAACAUUCGAAAUACCAACUACAGCUAGGAAAACAACAGACCAAACUACAGGACCAACCACUGCCAUACAUGAAACAACCACAUGUGCUCCUGAAACAACUGCUACUAAUGGAAUAGAAUAUUCAGAGAGGACAACAUUCGAAAUACCAACUACAGCUAGGAAAACAACAGACCAAACUACAGAACCAACCACUGCCAUACAUGAAACAACCACAUGUGCUCCUGAAACAACUGCUACUAAUGGAAUAGAAUAUUCAGAGAGGACAACAUUCGAAAUACCAACUACAGCUAGGAAAACAACAGACCAAACUACAGGACCAACCACUGCCAUAAGUGAAACAACCACAUAUGCUCCUGAUACCGUGGAUACUGUGGCUGAAGAUACAACCAUGGUUAACUAUAGAACCACACAAAACACAUCUAAUCCUCAAGAACAAUUUACAUGGUAUAUAAUUACCAUAGUAACUGGAGUUGUUGCAUUGCUUCUUGGAAUUCUGAUAACUCUGACUGUUAUUGCAGUUAUGCACAGGAUAACAAGAAGUAAAUCUGAAGCUGUUCCUGACAAGUCCACCAGUUCUGAUGUGGACAGUCUCAAUGCAAACAUUCACAAGGUUGACAUCCCAAAUCCAGCAUAUGGGGCACGUAGACUGGAUAUACAGGAUAAUACCAUAUAUGAGACAUUAAGGAAUUAG